GCUUCCGUUGGCGCAAGCGCUUUCAUUUUUUCUGCUACUGUGACUAAGAUGGAAGCGUUUUUGGGGUCGCGGUCCGGACUUUGGGCGGGGGGUCCGGCCCCAGGACAGUUUUACCGCAUUCCGUCCACUCCCGAUUCCUUCAUGGAUCCAGCGUCUGCACUUUACAGAGGUCCAAUCACACGGACCCAGAACCCCAUGGUGACCGGGACCUCAGUUCUCGGCGUUAAGUUCGAGGGCGGAGUGGUGAUUGCCGCAGACAUGCUGGGAUCCUACGGCUCCUUGGCUCGUUUCCGCAACAUAUCUCGCAUCAUGCGAGUCAACAACAGUACCAUGCUGGGUGCCUCUGGGGACUAUGCUGAUUUCCAGUAUUUGAAGCAAGUUCUCGGCCAGAUGGUGAUUGAUGAGGAGCUUCUGGGAGAUGGACACAGCUAUAGUCCUAGAGCUAUUCAUUCAUGGCUGACCAGGGCCAUGUACAGCCGGCGCUCCAAGAUGAACCCUUUGUGGAAUACCAUGGUCAUCGGAGGCUAUGCUGAUGGAGAGAGCUUCCUUGGUUAUGUGGACAUGCUUGGUGUAGCCUAUGAAGCCCCUUCGCUGGCCACUGGUUAUGGUGCAUACUUGGCUCAGCCUCUGCUGCGAGAAGUUCUGGAGAAGCAGCCAGUGCUAAGCCAGACCGAGGCCCGUAACCUAGUAGAACGCUGCAUGCGAGUGCUGUACUACCGAGAUGCCCGUUCCUACAACCGGUUUCAAAUCGCCACUGUAACUGAAAAAGGUGUUGAAAUAGAGGGACCAUUGUCUGCAGAGACCAACUGGGAUAUUGCCCACAUGAUCAGUGGCUUUGAAUGAAAUACGGUAGAUGCAUUAUCCAGAACUGAAGUUAUACCCUACUUUUAACUUUGAACUUGGCUGGUUCAAAGACAAGACUCUUCUUUUGUGAAGUAAAUAAAUUCUUCAAAAUGCUU
This is a messenger RNA of Piliocolobus tephrosceles (Ugandan red Colobus), 959 nucleotides long. It is a transcript of the gene PSMB4, whose product is annotated as proteasome 20S subunit beta 4. Gene Ontology annotation, cellular component: proteasome core complex; cytoplasm. The record is from RefSeq and is a predicted model, not a curated record. The coding region runs from base 49 to 843 and encodes 264 amino acids. NCBI's taxonomy places the organism in Eukaryota, Metazoa, Chordata, Mammalia, Primates, Cercopithecidae. The transcript has 7 exons.